UUCUGAAACAUUUUUUUUUUUAAACCGUAUUCUUUCCUUCUUUUAAUUUAUUUUUGCUUCCCAUUCCCCGCUAAAUCGGGCCGACCGUUUGGGGAGAUUGCUCCUUUACUCCCCCAAAUCACUUCGGAUUUUGGAAACCAGCAGAGAAGCAAGAGGUAGCAAGAGCUCCAAAGAGAAGUGGAGGAAGAUAGAGAGACCGGGUCAGAGAGCGCGCGCUGGCGAGCGAGAAACGAGAGGGACAGGGGCAAAGUGAGUGACCUGAUUUUGGGGGUGACCGCCAGAGCGCGGCGCGAGCCCUCCCCCUCGGGAUCCCACGUCGGACCAGCAGCGCUGACGGACAGACAGACAGACACCGCCCCCUGCCCCAGCGCCCACCUCCUCCCCGGCCGGCGGCCGACGGUGGACGCGGCGGCUAGCCGCGGGCAGGAGCCGGAGCCCGCGCCCGGAGGCGGGGUGGAGGGGGUCGGGGCUCGCGGCGUUGCACUGAAACUUUUCGUCCAACUUCUGGGCUGUUCUCGCUCCGGAGGAGCCGUGGUCCGCGCCGGGGCAGCAGAGCCGAGCGGAACCGGGAGAAGUGCUAGCUCGGGCCGGGAGGAGCCGCAGUCCGAGGAGGGGGAGGAGGAAGAAGAGAAGGAAGAGGAGAGGGGGCCGCGGUGGCGACUCGGCUCUCGGAAGCCGGGCUCAUGGACGGGUGACGCGGCUGUGUGCACAGACAGUGCUCCAGCCGCGCGCGCGCCUCAGGCCCUGGCCCGGGCCUCGGCUCCGGGAGGAAGAGGCGCCCGCCUGGGCGCCGAGGAGAGCGGGCCGCCCCGCAGCCCGAGCCGGAGAGGGAGCGCGAGCCGCGCCGGCCCCGGCCGGGCCUCCGAAACCAUGAACUUUCUGCUCUCCUGGGUGCAUUGGAGCCUUGCCUUGCUGCUCUACCUCCACCAUGCCAAGUGGUCCCAGGCUGCACCCAUGGCAGAAGGAGAGCAGAAACCUCACGAAGUGGUGAAGUUCAUGGACGUCUACCAGCGCAGCUACUGCCGUCCAAUUGAGACCCUGGUGGACAUCUUCCAGGAGUACCCCGAUGAGAUUGAGUACAUCUUCAAGCCGUCCUGUGUGCCCCUGAUGCGGUGUGGGGGCUGCUGCAAUGACGAGGGUCUGGAGUGUGUGCCCACCGAAGAGUUCAACAUCACCAUGCAGAUUAUGCGGAUCAAACCUCACCAAGGCCAGCACAUAGGAGAGAUGAGCUUCCUACAGCACAACAAAUGUGAAUGCAGACCAAAGAAAGAUAGAGCAAGGCAAGAAAAAAAAUCAGUUCGAGGAAAGGGAAAGGGGCAAAAAAGAAAGCGCAAGAAAUCCCGGUAUAAAUCCUGGAGCGCUCCCUGUGGGCCUUGCUCAGAGCGGAGAAAGCAUUUGUUUGUACAAGAUCCGCAGACGUGUAAAUGUUCCUGCAAAAACACAGACUCGCGUUGCAAGGCGAGGCAGCUUGAGUUAAACGAACGUACUUGCAGAUGUGACAAGCCAAGGCGGUGAGCUCGGUGGGAGGAAGAAGCCUCCCUCAGGGUUUCGGGAGCGAGACGUCUCACCAGGAAAGACUGACACAGAAUGACCCAUAGCCGCUGCCCCCGCACCACCACCACCAUCAACAGAACAGACCUGAAUCCAGAAACCUGACAUGAAGGAAGAGGAGGCUGUGCGCAGAGCACUUUGGGUCCGGAGCACAAGACUCCGGCAGAAGCAUUCCCGGGCGGGUGACCCAGCACGGUCCCUCUUGGAAUUGGAUCGCCAUUUUAUUUCUCUUGCUGCUGCUAAAUCGCCGAGCCCGGAAGAUUAGAGAGUUUUAUUUCUGGGAUUCCUGUAGACACACCCACCCACAUACAUACGUUUAUAUAUAUAUAUAAAAUAUAUAAAAAUAAAUAUAUAUAUUUUAUAUAUAUAUAUAAAAUAUAUAUAUUCUUUUUCUUAAAUUAACAUUGCUAAUGUUAUUGGUGUCUUCACUGGAUGUAUUUGACUGCUGUGGACUUGAGUUGGGAGGAGAAUGCCCCCACCCAGAUCCUGACAGGGAAGAGGAUGGAAGGAGAGGCUCUGGCAUCAUCUUUUUAUCCCUCUUAGGGAAGCCGGGGUCCCCUCACCUGCCUGGGAACGCGCAAGGCCAGGGCACGGGGGCAAGUUUUGCCUGCUUUUGGAAAAAACACCGACAAACCCAGCCCUGGCCCCCGAGCCCCUAUCCCGAGUCAAAUGGACAGAAAGACAGGCAACAGGUACAGGGCACGAGGACGCUGGCUCUGACCAGGAGUUUGGGGGAGCCUCGGGACACUGCUGUGCUUUGGAGAACCCCUCCACGUGCUGCACGGGCAUCUUGCCCCCAGGGGCACUGCCUGGAAGAUUCAGGAGUCUGGGCAGCCUUCACCUCCUCUCACCCUCUUCCGAGAUGCCCAGGAGGCCACUGACAUGCCUUGGCGAAGAGAAGAGAGACGUUGGUGGAGGAAGGGCCGCCCAGUGGCAGCUCGUCCUCCGAGGGAAGGGCCUCCUGCCUUGGCCCUCUCCCAGCUUCGCUUCCCGGGGCGCAGCCCAGGAGGGCCCGAUGUCCUCAGACCAUUGAAACCACUAGUUCUGUCCCCCCAGGAGACCUGGCUAUGUGUGUGUGAGUGGUUAACCCACCUCCAUCCCCCAACCCGACCCUUCCUGCGGCAUAGAGAGACAGGGCAGGGUCCCCGUGCCCACCCUGGAGGCAGAGAAAAGAGAAGUGUUUUAUAUAUGGUACUUAUUUAAUAUGCCCUUUUAAUUAGAAAUUAAAACAGUUAAUUUAAUUAAAGAGUAGGGUUUUUUUCAGUAUUCUUGGUUAAUAUUUAAUUUCAACUAUUUAUGAGAUCCAUCUCUUGCUGUCUCGCUCUCUCUUAUUUGUACUGGUCUUUGUGUAUAAAAUUCCUGUUUCCAAUCUCUCUUGCUCUGAUCGGUGACAGUCACCAGCUUGUCCUGAACAGAUAUUUAAUUUUGCUAACACUCAGUUCUGCCCUCCCCUUUCCCUUGGCUCCCCACCACACAUUCCUUUGAAAUAAGGUUUCAAUAUACAUCUACAUACUAUAUAUAUAUUUGGCAACUUGUGUUUGUGUAUAUAUAUAUAAUAUAUAUAUAUAUAUAUGUUUAUGUAUAUAUGAUUCUGAUAGACGUUGCUAUUCUGUUUUUUAUAUGUAAAAACAAAACAAGAAAAAAUAGAGAAUUCUACAUACUAAAUCUCUCUCCUUUUUUAAUUUUAAUAUUUGUUAUCAUUUAUUUAUUGGUGCUACUGUUUAUCCGUAAUAAUUGUGGGGGAAAAAGAUAUUAACAUCACAUCUUUGUCUCUAGUGCAGUUUUUCGAGAUAUUCCGUAGUACAUAUUUAUUUUUAAACAACAACAAAGAAAUACAGAUAUAUCUUAAAAAAAAAGCAUUUUGUAUUAAAGAAUUUAAUUCUGAUCUCAAA
Lipotes vexillifer (Yangtze River dolphin) is the source of this 3443-nucleotide messenger RNA. It is a transcript of the gene VEGFA, whose product is annotated as vascular endothelial growth factor A. Gene Ontology annotation, molecular function: chemoattractant activity; vascular endothelial growth factor receptor binding; growth factor activity. The transcript has 8 exons. NCBI's taxonomy places the organism in Eukaryota, Metazoa, Chordata, Mammalia, Artiodactyla, Lipotidae. The coding region runs from base 871 to 1515 and encodes 214 amino acids. The record is from RefSeq and is a predicted model, not a curated record. Gene Ontology annotation, biological process: response to hypoxia; induction of positive chemotaxis; positive regulation of mast cell chemotaxis. Gene Ontology annotation, cellular component: membrane.